AAUGAUCAUCCUCACUCUCAUCGCCACGGUCCGAGGAGACAGCCUGCGGAACGUGGACGUGUCGGACCCUAAAGUCGUGGAGACCGGAAAAUUCGCAGUGUUGGAGCAUAACAAGCUCGCAAAUGCGGACCUGAGGUUCGAUCGUGUUCUCCAGGCGCAGACGCGAUUGGCCGGAAACGGUGUCGGAGUCGAGUUCCACGAAAGGAUCCAGGCCACGGACCCCGGCACGGGACUGGCCAACGUCUACAAGGCUGUCGUUUUAGAGAAACCGUUGGAUCAUCCUUCCAUGAAUCUCCAGUCCUUCGAGAAGGUCCAUUGAUUUUUUUUUAAGAUUUUUUUUUGGUAUCUUUCUCUUUUGUU
Messenger RNA from Tarenaya hassleriana, 360 nucleotides. RefSeq names its product cysteine proteinase inhibitor 5-like. The coding region runs from base 2 to 319 and encodes 105 amino acids. The transcript has a single exon. Gene Ontology annotation, molecular function: cysteine-type endopeptidase inhibitor activity. The record is from RefSeq and is a predicted model, not a curated record. Lineage: Eukaryota; Viridiplantae; Streptophyta; Magnoliopsida; Brassicales; Cleomaceae.